This is a messenger RNA of Rangifer tarandus platyrhynchus (Svalbard reindeer), 705 nucleotides long. NCBI's taxonomy places the organism in Eukaryota, Metazoa, Chordata, Mammalia, Artiodactyla, Cervidae. The record is from the annotation of a GenBank genome assembly.
AUGGCGGACUUCGAUACCUACGACGAUCGGGCCUACAGCAGCUUCGGCGGCGGCAGGGGGUCCCGUGGCAGUGCUGGAGGCCAUGGUUCCCGCAGCCAGAAGGAGCUGCCCACAGAGCCCCCCUACACAGCGUAUGUAGGUAAUCUACCUUUUAAUACAGUUCAGGGCGACAUAGACGCUAUCUUUAAGGAUCUCAGCAUAAGGAGUGUACGGCUAGUCAGAGACAAAGACACAGACAAAUUUAAAGGAUUCUGCUAUGUAGAAUUUGAUGAAGUGGAUUCCCUUAAGGAAGCCUUGACAUACGAUGGUGCACUCUUGGGUGACCGGUCACUCCGUGUGGACAUUGCAGAAGGCAGAAAACAAGACAAAGGCGGCUUCGGAUUCAGGAAAGGUGGACCAGACGACAGAGGUGAUUGGCUCUUCUCCAGCCGAACGGAUGACUUCUUAGGAGGCCGGGGAGGGAGUCGCCCAGGUGACCGGCGAACAGGCCCCCCAAUGGGAAGUCGUUUCAGAGAUGGCCCUCCCCUUCGAGGGUCCAAUAUGGAUUUCAGAGAGCCAACAGAAGAGGAAAGAGCACAGAGACCACGGCUCCAGCUUAAACCUCGAACAGUCGCAACGCCCCUCAAUCAAGUAGCCAACCCCAACUCUGCCAUCUUCGGGGGAGCCAGGCCCAGAGAGGAAGUCGUUCACAAGGAGCAAGAAUGA